UAAUUAUUCACCCGGUUAAAAAAUUUAAGAUGGGAUAAUUUGAAUAGAAUAAUAGAGGAACCGUGCGUGGUGGAGGAAUGAACGAUCGGAGUAGCAGCCAUGUCCAGUGGAUGCGGCAUCAGAGCUAUAUGGAUCCUGAACAACCUCGACGCCGUCGUUUUCUCAAGGAGGUUUCCGGUGGUGGAGAAGCGUUGGCGAGCUGCUUGCAACGCCAACAAUGACUCCGAUCAAUUCUUCUCUUCCUUACCCACUAACUCCGACCUCACUGAUGCCUUUCUUGACCGAAAACAUAGGGAGGGAUCUGCGCGAGGAUUUGGGAUACGCAAGAGUAAUUCAACUUUGGGAUCAGAUUCUUGGGUGGAUGAUCCCAUCACUCGUCAUGUUGUAGGUCUUUACAUUAACAAAGAAGAGGAGGACAUUAAGAAUCUAUUGUGGCCUUUAAUCUUGCACACGAAGGGCCUUUACAGUAUACUUAUUCUACCAAUGGUUGAACCUAGGCAUUUAAAAGCAUAUGCAAGGUUGUGUAAAAGAUCUGAUUGUGGAACUGCUCUUGGCAUGGACGAUGGCUUGUCUUCCCUCUUGUUGGAUCUUCCAUCGGUAACAGGGGCUUUUAUGGUAGCACAUGCUAUUGGUGACAUAAUUACAGGCGACACAGUAGAACCAGAAGUGAUUGUAAGUGCAGCUCCCUCUGUUGGAGGGCUGUUUGAUUCACUCACUGGUAGUAUAGGCAUCUCUUCCAGGGCAAAACCUGUAACUCCACCUGUUACUUCUGCAUCCCCUUCAAUUACAUCUGUACCAGGAUCAGUUACAGGCGAUGCUCCAAAAAUUGGGUCUAGGCCAUUGGAUAAAGAUGCACUCAGAACAUUUAUCAAUAGUUCAAUGCCCUUUGGCACACCCUUGGACCUUAAUUAUUCCAAUAUUUUUACUAUAAAGGCCAAUGGUUUUUCUGCAACGGAUUUGCCUCCUUCGGAACAGAAGCAGCCAGCUUGGAAACCAUAUUUAUACAAAGGAAAGCAGAGAAUAUUGUUUACCAUUCAUGAGACUAUUCACGCGGCUCUGUAUGACAGAGAUGAAAUUCCAGAUACUAUAUCAGUUUCUGGUCAAAUAAAUUGUCGAGCUGAUUUGGAAGGGUUGCCAGAUGUGUCAUUUCCCUUGGCUGGGUUGCACAGAGCAAGCCUUGAAGUUUUAUCAUAUCAUCCUUGUGCUCAAGUUUCAGAUCAAGGUUUGGACAAGCAAGGUGUGAUGUUUUCUCCACCGUUAGGUAAUUUUGUGUUGAUGCGUUAUCAGGCAACUUGUGCCCUUGGACCCCCCUUAAAGGGAUUCUACCAGUUGUCUAUGGUUUCUGAGGACAAAGGCGCAUUUCUAUUCAAGUUACAUUUAAUGGAAGGAUAUAAGGCCCCUUUGACAAUGGAGUUCUGUACCGUGACUAUGCCCUUUCCUAGGAGGAGGAUUGUGUCUUUGGAUGGGACUCCUUCUGUGGGAACAGUUUCAACUUCAGAGCACUCUGUUGAAUGGAAAAUUGUGACAAGUGGCCGAGGACUGACUGGAAGAAGUAUUGAAGUGACCUUCCCUGGAACUGUCAAGUUUGCACCAUGGAAAAACCAAAGGUUGUCUUCCUCCAGGUCGUCCUUUGGAAAUGAUGCUGACGAGGAUAGUGAUAAUGAGGCAGAGAAUGCUAGUAACAUGGUUAACGAAGAACAUUUGAUGGAGAAAAUGAAUAAGGAUCUUCCUCCAGUUGAAUUAGAGGAGCCAUUUUGCUGGCAGGCAUACAAUUAUGCUAAAGUAUCAUUCAAGGUUGUUGGGGCAUCAGUAUCUGGAAUUUCCGUUGAUCCUAAAUCUGUGGGCAUCUAUCCAGCUGUAAAAGCACCUAUGGAGUUUUCAACUCAGGUUACUUCUGGGGACUAUAUUCUGUGGAAUACUCUUGGCAAGUGUCCAAAUGUAGCCACAAUAAAAAGGUGGAUGUAGAACAGAGAACAGAAGAGAAAGUUAGAUGAGAUUGGAUCUGAGGAGAGUGUUUAGGGUUUUGCAUCGGUGGGAGAAGAAGGAGACGAUGGGGCCAUGCGACUUGUCCUCCUCACCUGAUAUCAAAUUGAAGACCGCCUUGCCUACCUUCUCACUGCAUCCCUUUCGAAUGGAAACAGGAGUUUCUUUAUUUUCAUUUUUAAAAUAGGCAUUGCAUUGCAGUUCGAUGCAUCUUUCAAUUCCAAUGCCUAUUUUAAAAUGAAAACAACCAUGCACUGUUUCCGUUUGAAACUGUUGUGAGGGAAGAUAACGAGUUCUUCAAUUUGAUUUCAGCUGAGGAGGAUCUUUAUAUCACCAAAUCCUUCUGCUCUCUUGCUUUAUGUGGGUAAAACCGUAAACCUAGUUUUCUCUCUAUUUACUCCUAAUAUUAGCUGCUCAAUUCAAUUAUUCUGUUGGUUAAGUCCUUCUAUACAUGUUUCAGACAUAAUUACAGUGCCAUUUGGUUUUUUUAUUUUCUCUGAUGGCCUUUUGGUGACGGGGAAAGGGGAAAAGCAGGUUUUCUGUUUUUUUUUUUUUUCAAUCCAUCCUCCUUAAUAUAUCCAAUUCUUCAGAUUAUACAGUUGUUUAAAAUAUGCUUGUACUGAACUUAAUCAUGUGAAUCAAGGGUAACUCUAAGGACCUGCUCUGCUAUCACAUUUAUGGAGUUGGGUCGAAAGUAAGAAGACAAAAGUUCGAAAGUAAGAAGACAAAAAGAGAAAGGGAAGGCGAAAUUAAAUUCUUAGAAGCAAAAUUCACUUACUUUAUAUAUAUAAAUAUAUCUUUCUACUUCAUCACUAAGUUUAAUUUUAAACUUGUUUAUCCUUGUUUUCUUGUAACUAAAUGGACCAUUGAUCUUCGCAAAGCGUAUAAGUUCACAAACUUAACUUACCGAAAGAGUCCUUGGACCCUGUAGGAGUCUAGGUUUUGGAAGCUAAAUUUUUGUUAUAUUUAGGUAUUUCCUUGAUGUAUACUAAACCGUAUAGUUCACUCAGACAUGACUGACCCGAUUAUUAUUUUCUCAGUUUGUUACUUUUUCUCUUCUUUAGGUGUAGAUACUCCUUGGAUAUACAAGUAUCUUUUUCAUUUACUAUCUUCAUAUGACUCUAAAUUAGUACAAGAUAUUGACCCCAGGCUGAGAAGCAAAUUACUAGUUUAUUUUUUAUUCCUGUUUUCAUAAUUAGUUUGUUUAUUCUAGAGAAACUUUAUUUUAUUCUUAAACAAUAGUGUGACCUAUUUCAUAAUCAUGCUGCCAAAAAUGUGCUUUUAUUGUUUGUACUUUCGGUGAGCAGUCUUAGUUUUUGGGCAACAAGUUAGUGUUUGUACUUUCGGUGUGCAGUCUUAGUUUUUGUGCAGCAAGCAUUUGAGAUGUGUACUGCUAGAAAAUGAAUUUAGUCUCUACUUACAUCGGAACAUAGAUUAAAUUUAUUUUUUAAACUAUUGGAAUCAAACACAUCAAUUUAACAGUGUUAAGAACAUUUAAACUACAGAAAUCAACGGGUCUAAGACCAUAGUUAACCAGAAGUUUGAAAACUAACACUAAAGCUAUAUUUUUUUGAAGUCAGAAAGAAACCAGAUCCAGUUAAUCUUUGUCUUGCUUUGUACCAUUUUGUUCUCCAAUGAAAUGACAAGCAAGAACAGAGGACGGACAUCCUGUAAGCACGAGAUUUUGGCUUCUGUUCCACUCUUUCUCACUUGAACCUACUUGCUUCAACCUUCGUCUGCAAGUACCGGUGAGUGUUUGGCUGUGUGACUGAUGAUUUGUUGGCAGGGUUCAAGAAUGUAUGACACUAUAUAUGGGCAUUUGGACUGUUAAUGCAGUGUUACUGUAGUAUGCUAGAAAUCAUCCGUUACAAAAUUUUCUCGUUUAGUUUGUCUAGCUUACUAAUGAUGAAAAUUGAUGUUUAUUUCAA
Vigna unguiculata (cowpea) is the source of this 3911-nucleotide messenger RNA. Its product is annotated as clathrin adaptor complexes medium subunit family protein. Gene Ontology annotation, cellular component: lysosome; AP-type membrane coat adaptor complex; late endosome. Gene Ontology annotation, biological process: endosomal transport. NCBI's taxonomy places the organism in Eukaryota, Viridiplantae, Streptophyta, Magnoliopsida, Fabales, Fabaceae. The record is from RefSeq and is a predicted model, not a curated record.